Molecule: messenger RNA, 7098 nt
Organism: Cydia pomonella (codling moth)
Lineage: Eukaryota; Metazoa; Arthropoda; Insecta; Lepidoptera; Tortricidae
Gene: Octalpha2R
Product: alpha-2 adrenergic receptor
Exons: 8
Coding region: 957-2618 (553 amino acids)
Biological process (GO): adenylate cyclase-activating adrenergic receptor signaling pathway
Cellular component (GO): membrane
Molecular function (GO): G protein-coupled amine receptor activity
Source: RefSeq, a predicted model, not a curated record
UCACAUUCAUGCGAAUACAAUAUCCAUCGAAUACGAAAUAUGCAACCAUGAAGCUCAAAUUUUUUUUUUAAUCCUUGAAAAUUUUCCCUGAAAUCUCUCCCGAAAAUUCCAGGGAAAUCUCCCCGUCACUCCAGCAACCCAGCCAUCCCGUACGUUAGUAGUUUUCGCGCCGUCGCCCGCCGCGGACGCGCGUCCCGCUGCUACACCAGUGCCGAUAUGAGUGACCAGUGAAGUGCAGUGUUCAGUGAAAAGUGACCAGUGACCUACGUUUACAAGCGAGGAGGUAAAUUCGGGAAUAUGAAGCAUUAAGGACGCCUGAUAAUAGAGAAAAUUACAGUUCUUAACGCCGAGGACAAGCACGCAAUAUUUCAUUACCACACAAUCGAUGGCUGAGUGAGACGCGCCGCAGAAGAUGUGACCAAGAUGGCCGAUUGACUUUUAAACAAAAUGGCGGAUUUAAACAAAUUUUGGGAUCGAAGAAAGUUGAAGAGCGCGCGAUGACGUCACGAAGAUCCUUCGACUGUAUAAAGUAACUUUUUUAAUUUAGGACUUAGGGCUUGUUUGAGUGUGCUCUUCAUCGCGAGUGUAUAUUUUUAUUAUUUUUUGCGAGUCUAUUUUUUUCCACAAGAUUUUUCUGUUCGUUUCGGUGUUAAAGCAAUAUUAGAUAAGGUAACGCUUGUUUGAUAGUUCGUUUUGUAAAUAAAAGUUUAGUGUUCACAUGUGUUAGGGGAAAGUAGAAACUAUUGAUCAAAAGUUCACGCGUAGUUCGGAAAAAAACGGGUAUAAAAUAAAGCUGUAUAUAUAAAUAAAAGGGUUAGUUAAAAUAAUAUUCCGUUCCUAUAGGCAAUAAAUUCAUUUUCACCGUUGAAUUUCUACGGGGCCAAAACAAUCAAUUCUAAUCGGUUAGAUAGUUCAAAUUCAAAAAGCUGGCGUCAUCAAGGAGAAAGAAAUCCAAGAUGGCGGCGGUGAAUGUGACGGCUCUCGUUGCGAAAACCACCAUCCCGACGGAUCUGAAUGGCACGUUUUUCAACUCGACCUACCUGGUCGCAACGGGCAUCAGCCAAGAAGACUUCCUGGCGCUACAGAUGUCAAACGCGACAGAGAAUGCGACAUCAAAUGAGUCCCUCAGCCAUAUGGUGUUACAGAACUGGUAUCCGAGUGGCUACAGUCCGUUUCACAUAAUUUUAGCGUCAGUGGUUGUGACGGUUUUGAUGAUAAUGGUGGUGGUAGGGAAUAUGCUAGUGAUCAUAGCGAUAGUGACAGAGAAAGCAUUGAAGAACAUACAAAAUUGGUUUAUCGCGUCUUUGGCCGUGUCGGACUUUUUUCUAGGACUGAUAAUAAUGCCGUUUUCGUUGGCGAACGAGCUGAUGGGGUACUGGAUCUUUGGGUUCUGGUGGUGCGAGAUCCACUCGGCCAUGGAUGUGUUGUUGUGCACGGCGUCCAUCAUGAAUUUGUGCCUCAUCUCGCUGGAUCGCUACUGGAGUAUCACACAGGCGGUCGACUACCUGAAGAAGAGGACGCCAGCGCGCGCCGCGCUCAUGAUAGCGGCCGUCUGGCUCAUGUCAGCUUUAGUCUGCAUCCCCCCACUCCUGGGCUGGAGGGUCACCAGGCCGCCGCAGCAGUUUCCACAGUGCAAGGUGUCAGAAGACAUGGGCUACGUGAUAUACUCGGCGCUGGGCAGCUUCUACAUCCCGUCCUGCAUCAUGGUGUUCGUGUAUAUACGAAUAUACUACGCUGCGAAGGCGAGAGCGAGGCGGGGGAUUAGGAAAAACCCUAGGCCUAGACCUAACGAACAGCAGACGAGCUUCAGCAACCCGCCGAAGGGGACGCGGCCCAUGCCGGCCACGCCCUCCAUGCCCAUGCCGCAGGGCUUGGAUAGUAAUUCUAAUAAUAGAGUAAGUCAAAUAUCUACGAUAGAGGCACAGCAAGUUCAAAUACCCACAGUAACGUGCGACCUCGCCAGCGACAUUUCAACGAGCGAGGCCGGCGAUAUGCUACCACAACAAGAAGAGAGGAAAGACACGCUGAAGGUGGUAACAUCAGCUCAAGUGACCCGCAACCCGCUCGCAGCGUGCCAGCUCCGCAGCUCCACGCUCAGCGUGAACGGUGAGCCGCGCGAGCGCUGCCGAGCGCCCAGCGUCGCCAUCGACACCGACAUGGUCUCUGAAUUCGACCCUUCUUCUUCAGAUUCCGGCGUCGUCUCCCGCUGCGCUGGCGUCAAACCCCUCAAGUUCAGAAUCUGCCAGCCCAUCUUCGGGAAGAAAGCGGAAAGCUCGAGAAGGCAGGAGAAGAAACAAGCGAAAAGCGAGUGCGAACCGGCGCUCCCCAAGCAGCAUAAACCUAGAGAUCCUGAGAGAGAAAAACGGAGGUUAGCUAGGAAAAAAGAAAAACGAGCGACCUUAAUUCUAGGUUUAAUCAUGGGAAGCUUCAUAGCAUGCUGGCUUCCAUUCUUCUUCCUUUACAUCUUAAAAGCAGCCUGCAGAGCAUGCGAGAUUCCAGGAAUCGCUUUCGCAGUAGCCUUCUGGUUGGGAUACAUGAAUUCUGUAUUAAAUCCUGUGAUUUACACCAUUUUUAAUAAGGAUUUCAGAAGAGCGUUUAGGAGGAUACUGUUUAAGUGAUGUUUGGCCUACCUGUGCUGCUACAGAUGCGUGGCUAAUCGCAUCAUGAUGGCGCAACAGCGGGCAGCACCGGGGCUUUACAAUGUACGUUAACGCCAUAACCAAGGACAGUCUCAUGUGAUAACAGUGAAAUAUAGAAAAAAACAAAAGUACCCUUCGUCUAAGCGACACCCCACACUAGCAUCAUUUGAGCGUCGGCUACUCAUCAGCGCUUUUGAAAAUAGUGUUGCUGCGCAGUUGUGCCAACGGUGCGUCGAGCUGCAGCCAUAGAGUUGACGAAACGCCGACGCUCGGGAGACGUUAGUGUGGGUUUUCUAAGUAGUUGUGGGUUUUAUGUGAAAAUUUAAACAUGGAACGUUACUUCUACAUACACGAUGGGAACUUCUAAAGUUUUUGAACAGUAUCUGUGAUUAAGUGAUUUUUGGUUCGGAAAGUUUUGCAUUGACAGUACAUUUUUGAAAACAGUACAUCAAUAGACAAGACUUUCAACUACCGAACAUACGUUGAUUUAUUUUUUGCAUCCUAGGAUAUACACCAUUUCUUGUCAGAGAAAAGGAUGUAUAAUUUUUGUCUAUAAUUGAUUAAUUACUAUAUUUACUGGUUAAUUACAAGCAAAGGCAAUAAUCAAUGAGCAUGCCAGAUUAAGUUUUACAAUCUGACCUGCAAAAUGUAACACCAAGUUUUAUCUUUUAAAAUAUAUUAUUGAACAAAGUAAUGGAACCAAGAAUCACUGCAUCAUAGUAUGAAGAAUAAACAGAAAACUGUAAACAAAUUAACAUUAUCAUUAUAUAUCUUAGGUCAGCUUAUUCUUAGGCUUCUAUAUAUAGUUACUUCAUGUAAAAUAAUUAACUUAAACUAAUUAUGACUAUUGGAAUUAUGUCAAACAUGAAGUGGCUACAAUAUUGUUUUGCUGUAAUAUAAAAAUUGUAAAAAUACAUUUUGGUAGUGAUUUUUAAAAUGUAGUAAAAACUAUAGGGUUUUAUUUGGGAAGUUUGUUCUAAACGUGUUAUUAACUUAAUACAAAUCUAUUAUGACAAAUUUAUCAAAACCUAAAUAAUCACUUUGGUCCUAUAAAAUACUGGUGGUCUCUAACUUCCUAACCUGCUUACUAAUUAUUGGCAAUUUCGGUAAUAGCAAAAUAAGACAUGUAUUUGUCAGAUCAAAUUACAAUAUAUAUUUGAUAUUUCUUUAAAUUUUAAUGUUAGGGUUACUUCCUAAGAAUUACACUCCUGAUUUAUGGAAUAAGCAAGAAAUAGAUUUAGCUUGACAGUAAAAAUAUAUACGAGUAUUGUCUACUUUACCAUAUUACAGAAAUUGGUAUCGUGCAUUGAGAUAUAACUACUGACUGAUCUAAUAUUAUUUUGAUAUAGCAUUAAUUAAUGAAAACCGAUUUAGAAUAUUCUUCCUAAAUAACAUUAAUAGAGUUUGUAUAGACGAACUAUAAUACUGCAAACACUAACGGAUUUGAUUAUACUUGUAACCUAAAUAUUCCUUACAUACUGUAAAAUAUAAUAAAGGAAUUAAAUAGCUUUAAAAUUCAUAAAGAAUAUAUUUUAAAAUUAAAAUUUUAGCUUGCAUUAACAAAGUUAAAAUUUUCACACUCAGCAAGGGGAUGGGACCUUUACAUAUUUGUUUAUUAAGGCAUUCCUUUCAGCAACAUGUGUAACUAAUGUAGUAUAUAAUUCACGGUAUUGUAUAAUUUCUGGUGCAGCACUUUAGUUUAUAUUUAUUUGCUAGAGUUUUAAUGAAUACCAUAGUACGAAAAUAGGUAUUUCUUAUUUUACCAAAUUUGCACUAUAGCCGAUAUUUACUUUUUUGUAGUGGGAGUGACAUAGAUAUUUAUUUAUGUAGAUGUCAGUAAACAGUAAGAUUUUAAUAGUUAUAACCGCUUACACGCAUCCCCUUGUAAUACAUAUGCGCUUAUAAUAUGUACAAAGUAGUAGUAUUUGUAAACUUAUUUGCUAGUAAAGUCCUAAGAUUCAUUACAUUUCUACAAGUUGCUACAAUCAGUUCAAAUAUAAACUAACAAUUCGUAAUUUAGUGGUUUACUUUAAACAGUUAAUUCAUUAAAAUUGUCGUAGCGUAAAAUAUCUAAAAUUACUAAAUUAAAGCAUUUGAAAUUAUUGUAGCAAUUAUUCAUACAUACACUUUAAUAUUAUCUCUCACAUGGGAUUGAUUCCAACAAAACUCAAAAUACCCUGAACACUACCUGACACAAUUUUUAAUCCAAACAGUAUCAAAAAGUUUAUCUUUAAUUUGAAAAGAAGUGAUUUAUAUUAAACAGUGAAUUGAUUUUCAUUUAAUGAAAAUACAUAUAACCAAUUUAUAAAUGCAACGUUCUUCCAUUACUCAUAAUCAUAACAAUGAUAUCCCAAAGAAAAAUAAUAACAUUGUAAAGACGUGGUGUUAAAUACGAAAUUGAAUGUUUUAUGAGCGUAACUUUAUUAAAAAUCUUACAUAUUUUAAGUUAUGUUUUUUUAUUAAGAUUUUAUCGUUUAAGAUAACGUUUAGUAAUCUCCAUUUAUUUUUAACACUUAUCAAAAUUUUUAAGUUGUACUUACUAAUAAUUUUGAGCUAACAUUUUAUUAUAAUAACACGCAAACGUGAUAGAAGUUAUUGUUUAACCAAUUUACUAACAAAAAGAACAAUAAUUUGUGAAUGUUAAAGUUAUUUUUGAUUAAAGAAUGCUCACAGUAUAUUCAAUUACAGUAGAGUUAAUUCUAUUAUAAUCUAAAAAUGACUGUGCCUCUGUGCCUAUCGAUCAAGCACUAAAACAACAAUAAAUGCACUUUUAUAGAUAAAAAAAAAACAUUUAAUGAUAUUAUAAUUAUAUCUUCUUAAUCUGAUUUUAAGUUUAUUAAGAUAUUUGUUGAAAACUUUUUUUUGGUAGCGCUGGUCGCAAAUAAUUAAUCAAUUGAUUAAUUAAUUAAUUUAUUAAUUUUAUUACUUUAUGUGUAAAUAGUACUUAAUUUAAUAUUACCUAAAUGUAAAUUAGUAUUAAUUAACUAACCAAAAAAGAACACCAAAAUACUUCCUGUAAAAUUUUCUAAUCUUAUGAAAAUACAUUCAGUAUAAUUAUGUAUAGUAAUGUAAAUUUAUUUUAUGUAUUGCCAUAUAAGAUAAAUCGUAAAUAGUUUUUUUAACGCUUCCCUUUGUAAAUUAUAGCUAUGGUCUGUAAUUAAAUCAUUAUUAAAGAAACUAAACUUAUGACUAGUGUUAUAGUUUCCUUUAAAACCGUACGUAAAUAAAUUACUAAUAAAAUAUCAACUAUACCUGCGACUGAUCAUAGUUUACACAUCUUGUAUUCAUCCUGCAUAUAUUUUCUAUUGUACAUUAUUCAACCUUGUAAAUAGUAUAACUACAACAAUUACCAAUAUAUAAUUAUAAAUUAUAAAAGAACAACAACGAGAAUUUAAUUCUAAAUUGAUGUAAACUUUCUUCGGUUAGCGUAAGUACUUAUACAGUUUUAACGUAAUUGUAUAAAUUAUUACUUAAUUAUAUAAUAAUUCGAAAUAAUAACACUGCAACACCAUUGCCGUAUAGUUGUAAUUAGAUUUUUAGAAUAAUUAAACAUUAUAACUCGUAUUGUACUGAAAUCAUGAGCAAUAGACAUUGAUCAUAAAUUUCUUUUUAAAAUAUCUCUUUGAUAAAAUUUCAUAUAGUCUUCCAAUGUGUGUGUGAUUCUACAUAAAUCAAAAUAUAUUAGUGGAAAUUCAAAGUUCUUUUCAAGUGUAAAUUAACUCCAGAAUUUUAUGUAGGACAUAAUUUUUGCACGGAUAGAAAUUUAUUUAUGACGAUAUUGAUUCUGCCAUUACAAUUUUUAAUAUAUUAUAACGUAAGGUAUACUUAUUUAUAUAUUAUGCGGAAUAACAUUUAAAACAUUGUUUUAUACUAUAUUAUAGACGGAUCCCAUCAAUUAAGCACCGAGCCCUUGCUAUUUGUUGGGACCCUAUCUAAAAAAAAACAUAUAAUCAAAACUAUGAUUGUGUGUUUUUUUGCAAAAAAAUGUUCUUGCCACACUUUGCCACCGCAAAUGUCGUUCGAAUAUUAGACACCAGUAUUAAAUGCAAUAAUUUUAACUAUACAAAGUACGGUUAUUUUUUAAGAAACAAAAUAUAAUAAAAUUUUACUAUGUGAAAGUUACGUUUGUACAGAUAUUAUACCAAUUUGUUUAUCCUUACUAGAGUUUCCUUAACGACUCAAGUCGAUAUUAUAUAUGUAUUUAAAAACUAGCAAAUUGUUCAUGAGAAAUUGUUCUAAAUUUAAUAUACUAUUUAAACUACGUAUAGAUUAUAUACAGUAACCUAUCUAGAAUUUGUUAUGAUAUACUUUAAUUUAUCAUGACGCGUUCCGUUCGUACUGUUCUUUAUGAUGUACUGUGGUAAUCUACGCUAAGGUUAUACGAUACUACUAAUUCUUAUCGAGUCAAGUGUAAAUGAAAAAUAUACGAAGUACCAAAUAUACAAAUUUUAAUCUUUAA